AUGGGCAAAAUUCUUGAUACAGACAAGUUGGGCUCUGUAUUUGGUACCCGGCCAGACAUUCUACAAGGUAUUCAGAAAGCAGCAGACUCUCCCACUCGAAUCGCUUUGUUUAACGAAAUUGCGACACAUGUCUACGAUCAAUUAUUAAGUGGAAGCACGGAACCUGCACACAAGAAGAGAAGAGUCGACGUCCAACAGGCCAAUGGAGCUGCCAACGGCACGAAAGCUCCCGUCAAGACCCAGACCAACGCCGCAGACGAGACUGUUCUGUUGGAAAUAAAGGAAAUCUCCGUUUCCGUGCCUCAGAGGAAGAAGUUUGAGUUGUGUUUUACAGAUGGCCAUAUUUACGCUCGUGCGCCAAACACCACAGCUCCUAUUCCAGCCAUAACAUACGCGUGGUCAGAUAUUGAACAUGUCUUUUACCUCCCCGUUCCCGAGAAGAACCAGGUCCAGCACAACUACGUCCUUUUCCCACGAGGAACAUGUCUCCCCUCCAAGACAAACCCCCCGACCGAAGAGCCGCUCGUUUUUACAGUACCCGCGACAGCGCCCAAGCAGGGUACGAUAGGUGGGCCUGAUGCUGGAAGUGCGGCAGCAGUAUCGGACAACUACAAGUCUCUGUUCCACUGGGCCUUGAACCGCCAUCUCAAGCCCAUUGGUAUUGAUAUCACUUCGGCCAACCCCGGCAAGUUCCAUAGCAUGGUGCGACAGCCUCACCGACCGGGCGAAAAGGCUGUCCAUGUGAAGGCAUUCAGGGGCUCCAAGGACGGAUACCUAUUCUUCCUUGAGACUGGCAUUCUCUGGGGCUUCAAGAAGCCACUUAUGUUUAUUCCUUUGAACCGUAUUGCGGCGACAAGCUUUACCAACAUUCUCCAACGAACGUUCAACCUUUCCGUGGAAGUGUUUGCAGGCGAGGGCGAUGCGACAGAGGAGGUUGAGUUCUCCAUGAUUGACCAAGAGGACUAUGGUGGCAUUGACGAAUACAUCAAGAACAAGCGCCUACAGGAUCGAAGUAUGGCCGAGCAGCGAAAGGCCAAGCUCGAGCUGGCUGAGAACCGCGCAGCAGCCAAGAAGAACGGCGAAGAAGCUGGAGAGGGUGAAGCGGCUGGUGGUGAUAUUUCAGAGCUUGCAAAGGCGCAAUUGGACGUUGAGCAAGCUCUGCAGGAUGAAGAGGAUGAAGAUGAGGAGGAUUACGAUCCUGGUAGUGAUGCGGACUCUGAUGGCUCAGGAGAGUCUGAUGAAGAUGACAGUGACGAUGAUGAGGAUGACGAAGAUGAUGAUGGAGAGGAGGGCGAGGAAGGUGAAGAGGGUGAAGAGGAUGCUGAAGGAGAAGCCGAGGCGUCAGAGGACGAUGAUGAGGAUGUCAAGCCCGAGCCAGAGAUCGUCAAACCUGAGCCAAAGGCUAAGCCCGUACCAAAGGUCAAGGCUGAACCAAAGGCCAAACCCGCGCCAGUACCGGCACCAAAGCCUGUUCAAGAACCUGUCGUGAAAUCAGGUUGGGCAGCAUUGAGAAGCGUCCCUCGAGCACCUGCUCCAGCGGAGAGUAUGGAUUUGGACGAUGAGAAGUUUGACGUUGUUUAA
Molecule: messenger RNA, 1581 nt
Organism: Fusarium coffeatum
Lineage: Eukaryota; Fungi; Ascomycota; Sordariomycetes; Hypocreales; Nectriaceae
Exons: 3
Coding region: 1-1581 (526 amino acids)
Molecular function (GO): histone binding; nucleosome binding
Source: RefSeq, a predicted model, not a curated record